Messenger RNA from Galendromus occidentalis (western predatory mite), 1016 nucleotides. RefSeq names its product translocon-associated protein subunit gamma. Gene Ontology annotation, cellular component: endoplasmic reticulum; membrane. Gene Ontology annotation, biological process: SRP-dependent cotranslational protein targeting to membrane. The transcript has 2 exons. Lineage: Eukaryota; Metazoa; Arthropoda; Arachnida; Mesostigmata; Phytoseiidae. The record is from RefSeq and is a predicted model, not a curated record. Bases 112 to 657 code for a protein of 181 amino acids.
ACGUCACCCAGCACCGGUCUCAGCCGUGGAAGUAAUCUAGCAGUCGGCUGUCGUCAGGAGGUGCUGUCGCUGCACAGUGUGAAUCGCGAGUUGUUGCUUUAAUCUGCCAUAAUGUCGGGCGUCAGCAAAGCCAAGAAACUGACCCGCGAGGACGAGCUCCUGCAGCAGUUCAGUAACAAUGUAACUGCCCGGAAUUCGGCGACGUUUUAUGGGAAUGCAGCGAUCGUCGCUAUUCUUCCCAUCUGGCUUUUCUACAGAAUUCAGCAGUUGGACCUAGUGUCCAAUGCAAUCCUCUUCACUGCAGUGAGCGCCGUCUCGACGUACCUCUUGGCCAUGGCUUACGCUCGUGUUCAAUUCGUCACCAAGCACAAGUUGGCCCAAAAGCGCGAACAAGCGAUAAACCGCGAGGUCGCCCUCGAAUUCGGGGACCGUAAGGUUUCGAGAGAUGAACGCGACGAGCGGGUCCUCUGCCGCAAGAAUGAAGUUGCUCAGUACGAAGCAACGCAUUAUAGCAUCUUCUACAACAAUUCUGUGUUCCUCAGUUUGGUUGUCUUCUUGGGUUUCUACCUCUUCCGCUCACUCGCGCCCGGGCUCAACUACAUCCUCUCUGUCGGAGGUUCAGCUGGACUCGUUGCGUUCCUGUCGACAGGGAAGUAGAGCAGAGGGACUAGGGUCGAUGAAAAACAAAGGCUCCAAGAAUGGUUGACUUAAUUCGAUGGAGUCUACCGAUCCGAGGUCAAGCAUCGAUGCAAACUGAGAGCCAGGGACCGCAGACUAAGAAGAAGAAUGGAAGAGUCGCGGAAGACAUGUGCGAAUGGGUGUAAAAUUUCAGAUGUGAUGAUCAGGGAGAUAGUUUAGAGGGUGAACACAUUCGGAUACGCUGGCAAAAAAGAAACACCACGCCCCCUCUUGACGAUUCCUCGGUGCGACCAGAGAACAUGGAAUAUUUAUGAGUGGAUAGGAGACAAAGCGGAGGUGUCUUUUUGGAAAUGUGAAUAAAACGAACAGUUUUUCUA